CCCAAGUAUCCAACCGCGUCCUUUCACCGUCAUACACAUGCCUCGAAUCUUCCUUUUCUUUCAAUUUCAAUCCGCGUUCACACUUCCUUUCCAUCAAUUUUGGUUCUAUAUUCUUUAAUUCCUCUUGUUAAUUGUUAUCGUCAUCAGAUGGGUUUUUGUUUCUUUUUUCCUUUCACACGUACUCGUAUAUAAAUCUAUCCCUCAAUCAACUCAAUCUUUCAUCUCUUUCUCUUUCUUGUGUUCACAUCUCUUUUACGCAUUUUGUCAAACACUUGAACUCCAUUCAAACUUUCUCCAUUUUAUGUCAUUUCUUUUCCUUGACUUCUAUAUAUGAAAUCAGACGUAUCUACGCCGGAAGGAGAUUUCCCAGGUGAGUAUUCUUAUUACUUUGGUUUGCUUCAAGAGACACUUGGUCAGAUGAAUGAUUUACCAUUACCAACCCAACAAGUACUUGAUCAUGAAGAAGAAGAGAAACAUGAAGUCAAGACGAAAGGGUUGAAGGAGAUUCUCACGUCUUUGCUUUUGAUUGAAGAGCAAGAGAAAUCGGAAAAAUUCGAGUGGGAUAAAGCUCAAGAAGAAGAUAAGAUGAUGUUAGAAGCUAACCAUAAGAAGAAAACCAAAGCCAUGUUGGAUUACCGGAGCGAAUGUCAGGAAUAUUCCGAUGUUAUCGAUGAAUCCACCCGCGUUCGAAAACGAAAGUCUAGAGCUGCUACAAAUGCAGCGGUUGCUUCUGCUGUAGUCGUAGCUGAUCUACAAAAUAAUACAAAUCAGAAAACUAAUCCUACCGCCGGCGCCGCCGUCGCCCCCGCCGGACCACAAAGAAGGUUAUGGGUGAAGAACAGAUCGAAAGAUUGGUGGGAUAAAUGCAACAGUCCGGAAUUCCCAGAAGAAGAAUUCCGAAAAGCUUUUCGUAUGGGGAAAGAUACAUUCGAGCUGAUAUGCAAUGAGCUUACAUCAGUAGUCGCAAAAGAAAACACCAUGUUACGCGACGCAGUCCCCGUCCGGCAAAGAGUCGCCGUCUGUAUAUGGAGGCUAGCCACCGGGGAGCCUUUACGUCUUGUUUCCCGGCGAUUCGGAUUAGGCAUCUCCACCUGUCACAAACUCGUUCUCGAGGUAUGUUCCGCCAUUAAAACCGUCUUAAUGCCUAAAUACCUUCAAUGGCCGGACGACGAGUCCAUACGAACAAUCAAAAACGAAUUCUCCUCCAUCUCCGGCAUCCCAAACGUCGUCGGAUCAAUGUACACCACCCACAUCCCGAUCAUCGCUCCCAAAAUCAGCGUCGCCGCCUACUUCAACAAACGACACACAGAACGAAACCAAAAAACUUCUUAUUCAAUCACUGUUCAAGGAGUUGUCGACCCACGAGGGAUCUUCACCGACGUCUGCAUCGGGUGGCCGGGUUCCAUGCCGGACGACCAAGUGCUCGAGAAAUCCGCCCUCCACCAAAGAGCAAACGGCGGACUUCUGAAAGACGUAUGGAUAGUCGGAAGCUGUGGGUAUCCAUUAAUGGACUGGGUACUCGUACCCUACACGCAACCUCAUCUGACAUGGACACAACAUGCUUUCAACGAAAAGAUCGGGGAGAUUCAAAGGGUGGCGAAGGAUGCAUUUGGGAGGUUGAAAGGGCGGUGGUCCUGUUUGCAGAAACGAACGGAGGUGAAGCUUCAGGAUUUGCCGGUGGUGUUGGGGGCAUGUUGCGUGUUGCAUAAUAUAUGUGAAAUGAGGAAUGAAGAAGUGGAUCCUGAGUUGAUGCUUGAGCUUCAUGAUGAUGAAAUGGUGCCUGAAAUUGGGUUGAGAUCUUCGAUUGCAAUGAAAGCUCGUGAUUCGAUUGCUCAUAAUCUUUUGCAUCAUAAUCAUGCUGGUACUUCUUUUUUGUCUUGAUUGAUAAAGAGGUGGGAAAUGGGGAAUGGGAAAUGGGAAAUGGGAAUCUUGGGUUUAAUUGUUAUUUGUUGCAAUUUUGUUAUGGGGGUUUUGUUAGAUGUAUAUUACCCUUGUGCAAAUACUUGGAAAUUUGGGUUUUUUAGGAUGAGUUUUAUACACAAAUCUUUGAAUUGAAUCGAUUAUUAGUAGUUGAUAUUCGUUCUUGUUUUUUGGUUCUUUAUUUUGAUUUAAUCUAUGGAAGAUAAAAAUGUAUUGAUAAGAGCUUCCUAUUAUAUACUAAUGCAAAGGUAAAAAUGCCGAUUUGAAGUUUA
Molecule: messenger RNA, 2192 nt
Organism: Lactuca sativa (garden lettuce)
Lineage: Eukaryota; Viridiplantae; Streptophyta; Magnoliopsida; Asterales; Asteraceae
Product: protein ALP1-like
Source: RefSeq, a predicted model, not a curated record